GAGGAGCCUGAACGGGGCAGCGACGUGGCGGGUAUAUAAAGGGCGUGAUGGCGGUGGCGUGUCAGUGUAGUGCUGUCUGUGCCGCAACCAUGGUGGCUCUUGUCCUAGCAGCGGCCAUAGCGACUCUCACCUCAGUCAUCACCGCACAGGAGCCGCCUACAGCAGGUUCGAAUUGCUACCGAAGAUGCGUGCCCGGAGACAGGCGCGUCUGCCAUUUCACCUUCGAAGUUCAUCCUUAUCAGACUAUGUCCAGGGCGUGUUUCAACUGUCCGCGAAACGUCUCUGAUUGCUCUCUGCCCGACUGUGUUCCUGGCGAUGGUGUUCAGCGGAGGAUUAUCGCUAUUAACAAGCAGAUGCCUGGGCCGCCUAUCCAGGUAUGUGAAGGAGACAAAAUCGUCGUGGAUGUGAAGAACCUCCUCCCUGACGGCGGUUUAACGGUCCACUGGCACGGCUUGACAAUGCUCGGGGGUCUCCACGAUGGCAUUCAGUACCCCAGCACGCCCCACAUGGAUGGCACUCCGGGUAUAACGCAGUGCCCCAUCCACUCCGGCGGUUCGUUCAGAUACACUUUCUACGCACUUAAUCCGGGGACGCACUGGUACCACGCACACACAGGAUUCCACCGCGCUGACGGCGUCCUUGGAGCCAUAGUCAUCCGCCAGCCCCCGGGGAAGGACCAUGCGACCGGCCUCUAUGACUACGAUCUGCCGCAGCACACGAUGGUGAUCCACGACUGGCUGCACAUGCCCACUCAGGACAAGUUCGUGUUGAGACACCAUGGCGGCGGCGACGACUUCCCGGAGUCAAUGUUGAUCAACGGACUCGGACCCCACCAGAACAUCGCCGCCACGCCCACUUCAGCCGCCAUGCCAUACCAGCGUUUCAAGGUCUCGCCAGGAGCAAGGUACCGCUUCCGUAUCAUCAACACGGGCGUCCUCAACUGCCCCAUCACAGUCCACAUCGACGAGCACCAACUCACUGUUAUUGCUACUGACGGUAACCCUGUUGUACCCACGAACGCCUCCUCCGUCGUCGUCUAUUCAGGCGAGAGAUGGGACGUGAUCGUCAAAACCGAAAACACCAAAUUCGGAACUUUCUGGAUCAGUUUCAUGGGCGGCGUAGACUGCGCCCCGACCUCCGCCCACCAGUUUGCGCUGUUCGAGUACGAGCAGGUUGGCCAGUUCUACAAAAGCCCGGCCUAUGCGAAACAGCAGGUCGGACAGCAAGAGAUUCCAGACAGUGUUUUGCUGCGUCACAUGCCCCCCAAGCCCAUGUACACAGAGGCUCCCCCAGCCGGCGUUCAAGUGAACAGUAUAAACAGCGCUUGUUACGACGACCUGAUCUGCGUGGCUGGCCUGAGGUCACCUGAGCCAAUGCCUGAAGCGCUGCGGACGCCACGAGCCAACUACACGUUCUAUUUGGCUUUUGAAAUGAGACAAAUCCACAAUGCUCAUUUCUACUCGCGUGCCUUCUACAAUUUCGAAUCAGCGGACGAAGACCAGCAGAUCCCGACGCCCCAAGUGAACAACCUCUCCUUCGUCGGACCGUCCACGCCCCUUCUGCUGAGUGGUGGCAGGUACGACACGCGGGUCUGCUCGAUCGAAAACCCGAUUCCAGGACGAAGCUGCCACGACGACUACUGCGAGUGUCUUCACAUGUAUCACGUCCCCCUCGGAGCCACAGUCGAGCUGGUGUUCAUCGACGAAGGUCAACACGGUGAUGAGAACCACCCCAUCCACUUGCACGGACACCACUUCUGGGUGGUUGGUAUGGACCGUCCCAAUGACGUGGUUGGGGCAGCCAUUACAAGAGACGAGGUGAUCGAGUUGGAUAGGACUGGACAGCUGCUGAGAAACUUCUACCACCCAGUGCGAAAAGACACAGUUACUAUACCAGAUGGAGGCUACACUGUUGUCAGAUUUAUUGCCGAUAAUCCAGGUUACUGGUUGAUGCACUGUCACCUCAUUUUCCACUCUGCGGCCGGAAUGGAAGUGGUUUUCAAGGUCGGCGAAGUGAAGGACGUCCCUCCGCCUCCAGCUGGCUUCCCCUCCUGCGGAAAUUUCAAAUCCUUUGACCUCUGAAUAUUCGACUGAUGAACUUUCCUCUGUUCCUCAACACACCAAAACCCAACUCCUGCGGGCUCCUUUGACCUCUGAAUGUUCGACUGAUGAACUUCCCUCUGUUCCUCAACACGCCAAAAGCCACUCCUGCGGGCAUUUGAUCUCUUGAGCUGAUCCUCGGGUGGAUAGACAGUUUUUUUUAACAUUCCAAUGUAUUGGUACUGGACCUUUGAUCGCCUCUGGAGGGUGGUUUGUGAUAAUUCCAAGAUAUUUCGAGACUCUUUUUUUUCUUUAUGGCAUUACUUGAAGACAAAUAGUUUAUUUAGUGUAUGAUUCGUUUGUCGAUGUUUUUUUUUAAUCGAUUGUGUCUGUAUAUAGUACUGAUGAUUCUGUUAAAUAUAAAAUAUUGUCAGUA
Messenger RNA from Penaeus indicus, 2475 nucleotides. RefSeq lists its product as uncharacterized. The record is from RefSeq and is a predicted model, not a curated record. NCBI's taxonomy places the organism in Eukaryota, Metazoa, Arthropoda, Malacostraca, Decapoda, Penaeidae. The transcript has 14 exons. Gene Ontology annotation, molecular function: copper ion binding; oxidoreductase activity. Bases 48 to 2081 code for a protein of 677 amino acids.